Molecule: messenger RNA, 482 nt
Organism: Tripterygium wilfordii
Lineage: Eukaryota; Viridiplantae; Streptophyta; Magnoliopsida; Celastrales; Celastraceae
Product: auxin-induced protein 15A-like
Exons: 1
Coding region: 58-339 (93 amino acids)
Biological process (GO): response to auxin
Source: RefSeq, a predicted model, not a curated record
UCAAACCAUCCGCUAUCGGAGUUCUCUUCAUCAACAAAGAUAUACAAAGAAAGAGAGAUGGGUUUCCGGCUACCUGGUGUUCUUGCUAAGCAGAUUCUUCUACGACGGUCUUCCUCAUCUAUGGAUCUACCAAAAGGGUUCCUAGCUAUAUAUGUUGGGUCAGAGACACAGAAGAAGAGAUUUGUGGUUCCAGUAUCCUAUUUGAAGCAUCCUUCAUUUCAAGAUUUGUUAAGUAAAUCUGAAGAAGAGUUUGGUUAUGAUCAUCCAAUGGGUGGUUUGACAAUUCCUUGCACAGAAGACAUUUUCAUGGAUGUCACUUCUCGCUUAAGCAUAUUGUAGAGGCUCUUAAGCUUAACUUCAUGACAACACACAAUUUUAUAUAGCAUUAAUUGCCAUUUUAGAGAUGUAGAUUUGUGUAACAUAAAAGUAUAAACAGAAAUUAGUAGCUUGUUGUAUUUUCCUCUCAGAAUUAAAUUUAUGCU